This is a messenger RNA of Yamadazyma tenuis ATCC 10573, 409 nucleotides long. NCBI's taxonomy places the organism in Eukaryota, Fungi, Ascomycota, Pichiomycetes, Serinales, Debaryomycetaceae. The record is from RefSeq and is a predicted model, not a curated record.
CACUUACACUUGGUAUUGUUUGUGAAUUGACAGCUCAGACCACUAGUUGCAUACUAAUCUUCACAAUACACUGCACUAACCAUGAUCACAGACACAUCUCAGACCGAUUCCAGUGACAAACGACUGGAAUCUGCCAAAGCAGACCCAGCGCAUUCUAUGUACCCCAUCCUUGAUACUAGAGAAUUCCACAGAAAGCUUUUAAAUUCCCACCUGUCAAUAUUCAACGCGUUGACAAACCCAGACUUGGAGCUUUACCCGAGCCACCGGUCAGAGUUCGCAUUGACCCGGCUUAACAGCCCUACGGAUUCAGCGGGGGGAGCUGCAACCAAUGGCAUUAUAACCCCUGAACUUGGUAAACCUGAAGUAGGCCACAAUUGGGGAAUGAUUGACGAGUCCUGGCAAUGCUUAA